AGUGCAGUGAAUGUGUGUUUGAGUGACAGUCAUAUGAAAAGCACACGUUUUUUGAAUCAAACAUUUCAUUGCAGUUUGGGUCACACUUUCAUCCAAUUGUCACCCCAUUUGGUCCAUCACUUCAUCUCUAUGUCUAUCACUAUGGAUGAUGUGAUUGGAGACAAACACGACUUUCAUGUGGACAUCAGACACAAGAGGAGGGAAACAGUGAACUCAACGGACAUUGGAUUACAUGAGAGAAAGUCCAACAAAACAAAUGUCUUCUCAGGAAUCUCGAGAUCUGUAUCCAUUAUAAAGCCAUUACAAGAGCUAUGUGUCGACAAACUAUACAAACAGUUGAAUAAACUGGUGAUCAAUGAAGACAUGGAUUACAAGACGAUAAGACCGCUCCUCAAGAGGUGUUCGGCCACUGAAUUGAGACGAUUGGAGACAUUAUGUCCGGCGUUGGCGUCGCAAACGGAUGAGAUAUGGCUGGAGUUGUGUCGCAAUGAGUUCCACUUCACCACCGAUGACAACAAUGAUCACAACUAUUACAACAAUUGUGUGCCAAAUAAGACAUCGCAAGAGAGUUGGCAUCACUUCUACUGGCGAUCCGUUGACUACCGGAAGAGAAAACUCGAGGAAAUCACUGAAAGUAUUCGUCUGAAGACGGAUGGCAUCAGAUCUAGUCGUAAGGUAACCAAAGUGUGCGAAUUGGAGCCUAAGAUCGCCAAACAAUUGGAGCCAAAGGUGACCAAAAAAGUAGAGACAAUGGCGAAGAAGAAGCCCAGAUCUGCUCCACUCAUGAGGAAGUGUUUGGCCAUUAAGAGGCAGAGGUUUAUGCUGUGAGGCGACCCACC
Messenger RNA from Oppiella nova, 839 nucleotides. Lineage: Eukaryota; Metazoa; Arthropoda; Arachnida; Sarcoptiformes; Oppiidae. The record is from the annotation of a GenBank genome assembly.